UGAACUGCCAGUCAUCGUGGUUGUCAGGUCAUAGAUUACUACAGGUUUUGCGAAUUUAUUCGGUAAAGAAUUCCAGAAAAUAGUCAGAUUUUCAAUUAAGGAAAAUAUUUUUAAAAUAAAAUCUUCAAUAUGAGUGUACGUGUAAUCAAUGACGAUGCUCACUUUCAGACAGAGCUUAGUUCAGCUGGAAUCCGCCUUGUGGUAGUAGAUUUUACUGCAAGUUGGUGUGGUCCAUGCCAGCGCAUUGCUCCACAUUUUGAAAUGCUUCCUACCAAAUAUCCAAAAGCGAUUUUCCUGAAAGUGGACGUCGAUAAAUGCCAAGACACGGCUGCCAUCCAAGGUGUUUCAGCUAUGCCUACAUUCAUUUUUUAUCGUAAUCGGACAAAAAUUGAUCGCGUGCAAGGUGCGGAUAUAAUGGUUCUGGAAAAUAAAAUACAAGAGCACAUCGGCUCUAGCGGGGGAGACGAGACAGGAGAAGAUUAUGGACAAGGACUCAUGGAGCUGAAUACAUUCAUAUCGAAACAGGAAUGCGAGUGUUUGAACGAAGCCGAUGACCAUUGCCUAAGCCAUUGUCUUACAUCGAAUGGGGGUUAUCUCCAGUCUGAUUGUGACGAGCAAUUAAUUUUGUCAGUUACAUUUAAUCAGCUAGUCAAAAUACACUCUUUGAAAUUCAAGGCACCACCACAUUUAGGACCUAAAGAAAUUAAGUUGUUUAUCAAUCAACCCCGUACAAUUGAUUUUGACAUGGCAGAAUCUAUGACUAGUGUACAAAACCUAACAUUGGAGCCUAAGGAACUCGAAAAUGGUCAACAAAUUAAUCUGCGUUACGUAAAAUUUCAAAAUGUGCAAAAUAUUCAAAUAUAUGUGCGGAAUAAUCAAUCUGGUGGAGAUGUUACACAAAUUGAUUAUAUUGCUUUCAUAGGAUCACCUAUUACGACAACAAAAAUGACAGACUUCAAACGAGUUGCCGGCAAAAAAGGCGAAAGCCAUUAAUAGUUCUCAAUCUAAACAUCUGUAAAUUAUAUUGCAAAAUUAUUGCCAGAAGCUUUUCUACUGUUUUCAACAAGAUAAACUGAUUCAAGGCCGAACUACACUAUACAGUAAUAUUGGUGUCUUGUUAAGAUGCAAUAAAACAUAGUAUUAAAUAGUUCGAA
This is a messenger RNA of Anastrepha obliqua, 1154 nucleotides long. It is a transcript of the gene Txl, whose product is annotated as thioredoxin-like protein 1. The transcript has 5 exons. Lineage: Eukaryota; Metazoa; Arthropoda; Insecta; Diptera; Tephritidae. Bases 130 to 993 code for a protein of 287 amino acids. The record is from RefSeq and is a predicted model, not a curated record.